This is a messenger RNA of Clunio marinus, 207 nucleotides long. The record is from the annotation of a GenBank genome assembly. Lineage: Eukaryota; Metazoa; Arthropoda; Insecta; Diptera; Chironomidae.
AUGCCUAAUUAUUUAUUAAAACCAUUAACUCAACGCUUGUUCAUUCAUACUUAUAGAAUUCAUGUAACGGAUCAUUUGAUGUCUAGGACAUCAGAAUUACCCGCGGAAGAAAGAUUGAUCUACUUUGAAACUGAAAUGUUUAAAGACGUCAUCAAGGGGAAAAUAUUCUUGCUGCUUCAAAUUGAUAUCAAUUUUUAUGUUGAUUAA